Messenger RNA from Notolabrus celidotus (New Zealand spotty), 6352 nucleotides. RefSeq names its product sema domain, transmembrane domain (TM), and cytoplasmic domain, (semaphorin) 6D, like (gene sema6d). The record is from RefSeq and is a predicted model, not a curated record. Bases 308 to 3637 code for a protein of 1109 amino acids. The transcript has 20 exons. NCBI's taxonomy places the organism in Eukaryota, Metazoa, Chordata, Actinopteri, Labriformes, Labridae. Gene Ontology annotation, biological process: positive regulation of cell migration; axon guidance; semaphorin-plexin signaling pathway. Gene Ontology annotation, molecular function: chemorepellent activity; semaphorin receptor binding.
AAAGCAGAGCCGGAGCCCAAACCAAACUGAGGAGAGAUGGAUGGUGGGGGGAGGGACUGGAGAGAGAGCGCUGCUUAUUGGUAGGCUGCGGGUCUCUCUCUGUGGAUGGAUUGACUUAGCACGGGUCGAAUUACACCAUUUGCCGUGUAUUAGUUUGUUAUUCUCCCAGCCAGGAGAAGUUGAUUCACUACGACGCGCACAAUUUUCUUUUCUGGAUUACAGCAACACGAAAGGAUACAAAAUAAGGAAUUCAGAUGAGGUAACAUCUCCACUAGUGUGAAACAGGAAGUGUCGUCUGUGAGCAGCCAUGGGCCAGAGAGCUGUGCUUCUGCUCAGUGAGCUGCUGCUGCUGCUGCUGCUGACAGCCUCACGCACUCUCCUCGCAGUCAGCUUCCCAGAGGACACCGUACCCCUCGAUGUCGUUGACGCACACUUUUCACGGAGGUACCCUGUGUUCAGAGGCCGGCCCUCUGGCAACGAGUCACAGCAUCGCCUCGACUUUCAGCUCAUGACCAAGAUACAGGACACACUGUUCAUCGCUGGCAGAGAUCAGGUGUACCUCGUCAGUCUAAGAGAAUCCUACAGGAAUGAGAUCAUCCCUUACAGAAAGCUUACAUGGCGAUCGGGCCAAGUCGACAGAGACAUGUGUGCCGUCAGGGGAAAACACAGAGAGGAGUGUCACAACUUCAUUAAAGUGCUGGUACCAAGAAAUGAUGACCUGGUGUUCAUCUGUGGGACCAACGGCUUUAACCCCAUGUGCAGAUACUACAGGCUUGAUAACCUCGAGUUUGAUGGGGAGGAGAUCAAUGGAUUGGCCCGGUGCCCAUUUGACUCAAAGCAAACCAACGUUGCCCUUUUCGCUGAGGGGAAGUUGUAUUCUGCAACUGUAGCCGACUUCCAGGCCAGUGAUUCUGUCAUCUAUCGCAGCAUGGGUGAUGGAUCGGCCUUGAGGACCAUCAAAUACGACUCCAAAUGGCUGAAAGAACCUCAUUUCCUGCACGCAGCGGAGUACGGGAAUUAUGUGUACUUUUUCUACCGAGAGAUUGCAGUCGAGCACAGCAAUCUGGGCAAGGUUGUGUAUUCUCGAGUGGCCCGGAUCUGUAAGAACGACGUCGGUGGGUCGCAGCGGGUGCUGGAGAAGCACUGGACGUCAUUUGUGAAGGCAAGGCUGAACUGCUCCGUGCCGGGGGACUCCUUCUUCUACUUCGACGUGCUUCAGUCCAUCACUGACAUCAUCGACAUCAAUGGCGUUCCCUCUGUGGUGGGUGUGUUCACCACGCAGAUGAACAGUAUCCCAGGGUCAGCUGUGUGUGCCUUCUCCAUGGCCGACAUAGAGAAAGUAUUCUGGGGCCGGUUCAAAGAACAGAAAACUCCUGACUCUGUGUGGACUCCAUUUCCAGAAGAGAAGCUGCCCAAACCUCGACCUGGGUGCUGUGCAGGUCACGGUCCAGCUGCGUCCUUUAAGAGCUCCAUCGAGUUCCCCGACGAUACCCUGCAGUUCAUCAAGUCCCACCCUCUCAUGGACACAGCAGUGCCUUCUGUUGGGGAUGAGCCGUGGUUCACGAAGACUCGCGUGAGGUACAGACUGACAGCGCUGGCUGUGGACAAUGAAGCAGGACCUCACAAGAACUACACAGUGGUGUUCAUCGGGGCUGAGUCAGGGGUUGUCCUCAAGGUUUUGGCCAAGACCACCUCUGUGUCCCUGAACGACAGCCUGCUUCUGGAGGAGAUAGAUGUCUUCAACAGGGCCAAGUGCCUGUCUAACCGUGAGGAUGACAAGCGUGUCCUCUCGCUGCACGUGGACAAAGACGCACACAGCCUGUAUGUCGCCUUUUCAAGCUGUGUCAUCCGUAUUCCCCUGAGUCGCUGUGAAAGGCAUUCUGCCUGCCACAAGUCUUGCAUUGCUUCAAGAGAUCCUUACUGCGGCUGGAGGCCUCAUGGAGCCUGUGAGAGGAUACAGCCUGGUGUUGUGACUGUAUAUGAGCAGGACGUUGAAUUUGGAAAUACAGCCCACCUUGGAGACUGUCAUGCGUUUUUGGGCACUACAUCAGCGCCAGAUUACAAAUCAUUUGGCGACCCUACCUCUGACAUGGAGUUUUCAUCAACGCCAGUCACUGUCCACCCCAGUGGGCCCAUACACCCCCCAGUACUCUUACCCACUCAGAGCCCCAGCUCUGAGCCUGGUCCAGAGCUCUACGGCUCAGGCUUUGUGCUGCAGGAUGACCCAGCCACCUCCCAUUCUUUAGACUCUUUCCCAGGGGGCCAAGAGGGUGUGUGGGAUAUCCAAGCAGGUGAGACCAACCAGAUGGUCCACAUGAACAUCCUGAUCACCUGUGUGUUUGCUGCUUUUCUCAUGGGUGCACUCUUGGCUGGUCUGAUUGUUUUCUGCUACCGAGACUCGUUCCUUCGUAAGCCAAGGCACGUCCACAAGGAUGCAGAGUCUGCACCGUCCUGCUCUGAUUCUACUGGGAGCUUUGUCAAGCUCAAUGGUCUAUUUGACAGCCCCGUAAAGGAAUACCAAACCAACAUUGAUUCUCCCAAGCUGUACACCAAUCUGCUGAGCAACAGUAAAGACCUGAACUCGCCCAACGGGGAUACCAAGACCAUGAUCCUGAGGGACGGUUGUCAGCCUCCUGAGCUUGCUGCCCUGCCUACACCCGAGUCGACUCCUGUGCUUCAACAGAAAGGCCUGCAGCCCAUCAAAAAUCAGUGGGAGAGGGCUCAGGGGAAGGCCAGUGGGCCUCGCAAGGAGUCCAACUCAGCUAAGAGUCCUCAGUUCCUUUCAUCUCCUGUUCCUCAAAAUCCCCACCAUCCUCACCUGGCUCUUGGACACUCCCACAUCCCCAGUGCGGUUGUUCUGCCCAAUGCAACACAUGACAUCCCUGACUUUGAUGAUGAGGAUGAUACACUGCCGCGGUCGUCUGAGAAGAAGUUGAAGAACCCAGAUUCUAAGGGGAGUAGGAAAGAGCAGAAAAGGUCUGUGGAUGCCAGGAAUACUCUUAAUGAUCUUUUAAAACACCUCAAUGACUCUGUGGCCACCCCUAAGGCCAUUCUUCAAGAGGGAUCGGGGCCCCGCCCAAGGCAACACCUCACACUGGAACCCAUGGAGGAACUGACUGAAUUACCCCCUAAGGUACCUAGCCGUGAGGCUUCCCUUUACUCCCCCUCCUCCUCCCUGCCCAGGCACAGCCCCACCAAGAGAGUUGAUGUGCCUCUGCCCUCCACUCCCACCACACCAACGGGCAGCCUGAGCCAUGGGGGAACCCUGGAGAGACAUAGAGGGGGGUAUCAACUCCAACGGAGUGCCUCUCACAGGCACUCCUUAUCCACCUCACCUAAUGGGGUAACAAUGGGGGUGUCGGUGUCUGUGUCUCGCCAACACAGUAUGAACAGAGGAGGUUACAUGCCUCCAACACCCCCCUCCAGACUUGACUCCCAUGGUGGAGUAAUGGGGGGUGGAAUGCACUCAGCCCACCCAUCCUCAGUACCCCGACAGGGCAGCUACAAUGGGCACUGCUCACUCCCUCGCACGGGGGUUAAACGGACCCCAUCGCUAAAGCCAGAUGUGCCCCCUAAACCCAAUGGGUUUUCCCCACAGACUCCACAGAUGCGAGUGGUCAACAAGUACAGUUAUUAAAGCAGAAGGGCACUUCUGAGUGAGCUCUUGACUGUAGAGCUUUGAGCCCUGGGUGCUUGGGGGGACUAUGGAUGGGGUAGGGCCUGGUGUGUGUUUGUGUAUCGACUUGAGGUGUAUUCCCCCUUUAAAUGAUAUGCACAUUCACUCACACUAAAAAGGGAAAAUCAAACAUGUGGCCAAAGAUACUCCUUGGAGCUUUUUUGCUUCCUAUGUCUCCAAGUCCCUCCCUUGCCAUGGUAGCCAUUGGAUAUGAACAGUGGUCAGUGGUGAAUCUGCUGCACCCCAUUGUAUCUGGGCUUGGUGUCAGCCGUUCCAAUAUUAGGUACGCGGUUUGGGACACUGACGCUGGGCCGCUACAGCGUCUGUGCGUGUCGUACAAGGGUCAAAACAGUGGAAUACUUGAAGAAUGGGUCUCAUUUGUCACUGCCCUUGAGCACUGUCUUCCCACUAAUGUGAACUGAACAAAGAGGAGAGGUAGGCCAUGCCUUUGUUAGUAAGAUGGCUGGGGGCAGAGGAGAGGGAACUCAAAAAUCAUGGUAUGCGUGUUGCUUUAGAAACAUGACUUCAGACAGCUGAAUAAAACAGCCAGAUGACAGAGAGAAUGAGUGCAGAUGAAUGUGUGUGUGUGUCUGUGUGUGUGUUUGAGUGACAUGUGUGGAAUGCAGGUUUGUGCUAAGGCAGAACACACAUAAGGCCUUUCAGCCAGAGGAUGCACCUAAAGACCUGUCUAAGACCUAAGUCACUGUUUCCCGUCUCUUUUUUGCUCUUGUUCAAAUCCAUCUGGACCGAGGCUAAACCCCAUGUUCGUCACUCUGAUGUGCUUUUUGGUCAUUUGUUUAGGCUGGAGUGACAUUAUUCAUGCUGGGACAGGGAAUCUGUUACUCACUGGGAAAUUUAACAUAGUACAUUUGCUGCUAUCGGUUUUAGACAAACAUGUGCAUCUAUGAUGAAUUUUCUUCUCAACCAGACUUGGAUAUUGGUGUGCACGGCUGCUUGUGUGUAUGAGUGGGUGUGUGUGUGUGUGUGUGUUUGAUCCAUUGCAAACAGAGGCCAAGAAGUUCAAUUUUAAGCAACCAAACACACUGUUAUGACUGAAACAUGGGCAAAAUGCUUCUCUCCAGGACUGAAACCUCCUCUAACCUCCGCUGCCCCAUUGUGGGGCAAAUGCUGGUGGUUCAAGAGACUUCUUUCUUAAUGUAGCAAAGGUAUUAAGAAAAAUAUACAUUUCUCAUCUCGUUCUAUAAAUGAAUUUUGAACAAAAUUAUUUGCCUUUAUAAUGUUUUACUGUGUUAUUUAAAUAAUUUUCAUAUGAAACUAAAGCAACACCAAUGGUUUAGCCCAUUUUUAAGGAAUUCAACAUUUCAGGGCACUUCUUUUAAACUUGCGUGGACCCCAUUAGAAGAACACUAGAACUUUUCCUUCUGCAUUAACCCUAUGAAAGGUAAAUUAAAGCAACCCUAGAACAAUACAUGGAUGUAACACCUCUGUCACCUGCAGCCCCUGUGUUUCCUGUGCAGCUUCCCCGCAAGUGGCCAGUGUACAAUCAACACAACAAUUACCAAUGUGUCCAAAUGAGUCAUGCUGGGAAUGACGAGAUCCUGUAUAUAAUUAAAUACUAUAAAUAAGGAGUAUAAAUAUUUUUUGGCGAGUGAACCUGAAUCUGUGCAUUGUGUGCCUUAUUCACAAAAAUGAACUAGUACAUUAUAUGAUAUUGGCUAUGUCAAUUGGUCCUCUGUAUGUUAUUGUCAUAUACUAUAUAAACAUUUUUAUAGAAGAAACUUCAAUAUGAGCAGGAUGUGUUGAAAACCCACUACCUAACCCAAACUGAAGUGACGUGGAAACAACUGACCAACAUUCCACUUAGGACUUUUACAAAAGGAUAGUCAAAAAAUUUCAUUUUUGGUUAUGAAUCGAUGUUUCUCCUUUAAAGUUGGUGUUGAAUGGAACGGUGUUAAUCCAACACAUGGAGGUGCCAUGCAGUGAAUGUAUUUUCUUGACAGUGGGAUGUAGGGUGGUUAGACCUUGUACUGUGGAGCAGUCGGCUCAGUGCAGCACAUCCUGCCCACAGCCAAUGUAUUAACACAGUGUUCAUGUGAAAGCCGUCUGUUGGCAUGGGGCGGCGGUCACGCAGAAUCUGUAAUUCCCCGGGAUUGCAGAGACGGGAAUUGUUUCUAUUGGCCAGUAGGGACGCCUGAGGGAUCACAUCUCUUAGCAUUGGGUUCAUUAUACGGGAGACAUCUGCAAUCCUAUCCGAGUGUCAGUUGCCUGUUUAGCCCAAAGCCACAUUUUGUUUACAAGUGAUGAUUGUAUGUAAAGACUUUCUGCCUGUCAUCUAACCAGUGUUUGGGCUCUCUUUUCUACUCCACACAUGCACACUGACAAACAUACAUUCAACACACACUGCUCAACUGCCUUGUACAUUGCAAUAUGAACUGGGUCUUUCUGUUGCAAUCUGAAUUGAAGCCUUUAUAUUUCAGUCUGAGCUCGGUGUGUGCAGAUGAACCGGAUUUCGUCCUGUAAUUUUUGAUUUAAAUACUGUGCAACAUGGCGAUGCAAGGCCAGCUGUAUAUAUGAUCUCCAGAGUAUUUGAGCGUGUAGAUAUGUUGUAAAGUUGUACUGUGAAUGUGUAAAUAAUAAUGAUGGUCUUUGUUUCAUGAUAUUUUGUUGAUUUUUUUAACACGGCAUGUAUAGUUGAAAUAAAACAUUACAGCACAG